UUGUGUGCUUUGGCUGUCAAUUUGACAGCUUGUGUCCUAUCUGCUCGGAAUUCUAACAAAUUUCGAUAAUCGAGUUAAAAUUGGCGAAAAAUACACCACUGGCUACGUUAUCAUUUGCGUGAAUCUGUCACCAUCUAGUUUCGUCCCGGGGUUAGCGACAGCAACCGUCUUUAAUCGGCGAGAUGGCCUUUUCGGUGCUGAAUUCGGUGACCAAAAAGGCGGCGUCGAAUGUUUAUAUAACCAAUUGUUUGUUGAAAAAUGUCGGAGCUUUAUAUAAUUCCCAGCAGGUGCGCAAUGCUGGGAAGUGGCAUCCCGAUCCGGAAUUCAUCAGUCAAUUCAAUGCGGCCGUGAUGUAUCCGGAUGAGGUCACCUCCAAGUGGAAGAUACCUCCAUGGAACAGCAAGCUUGCUCCGGUUGAGAAGACGGUCCGUAACGUUAAGCUCAACUUCGGUCCUCAACAUCCGGCGGCUCACGGUGUGCUGCGUUUGGUGCUGGAGCUGGAUGGAGAAACCGUGAUGAGGGCUGAUCCGCACAUUGGUCUCUUGCACCGUGGCACGGAAAAGUUAAUUGAAUACAAGACGUAUACCCAGGCGUUGCCCUAUUUCGAUCGGUUGGACUACGUCUCGAUGAUGUGCAACGAGCAGUGCUUCUCGUUGGCAGUUGAGAAGCUGCUGAACAUCGAUAUCCCAUUGCGGGCCAAGUACAUUCGCGUGUUGUUUGGUGAAAUCACCAGGAUUCUGAACCAUAUUAUGGCCAUUGGAACCCACGCUCUGGAUGUGGGUGCAUUGACACCGUUUUUCUGGUUGUUUGAAGAGCGUGAGAAAAUGAUGGAAUUUUACGAACGUGUUUCUGGUGCUCGUAUGCAUGCCGCUUAUAUUCGUCCGGGAGGUGUAUCGCAGGACAUGCCACUCGGACUGCUGGAUGAUAUUUACGAGUUUGCUUCGAAGUUUGGCGAGCGUCUGGAUGAGGUUGAAGAUGUUCUCACGACCAACCGUAUUUGGGUGCAGCGUACGGAGGAUAUUGGUAUUGUUUCGGCCGAGGAUGCUUUGAAUUAUGGCUUCAGUGGCGUUAUGCUACGCGGCUCCGGCAUUAAGUGGGAUCUUCGCAAAUCGCAACCAUACGAUGCUUAUGACUUGGUCGAAUUCGAUGUGCCCAUCGGUACCAAGGGAGAUUGUUACGAUCGCUAUUUGUGCCGCAUCGAGGAAAUGCGUCAGUCGCUACGUAUUAUCGAUCAGUGUCUCAAUCAGAUGCCCGCCGGGGAAAUUAAAACCGAUGACGCUAAGUUGACAACGCCAUCGCGAUCUGAAAUGAAAAAUUCUAUGGAAGCACUGAUUCAUCACUUCAAGCUGUUCACUCAGGGCUACCAAGUACCACCCGGUUCGACCUAUACGGCAAUCGAAGCACCAAAAGGAGAGUUCGGUGUUUAUUUGGUAGCCGAUGGUUCCAGCAAACCGUAUCGCUGCAAGAUCAAGGCCCCCGGAUUUGCGCAUCUAGCUGCGAUUGAUAAGAUCGGAAAGCAUCACAUGCUCGCCGAUAUUGUGGCCAUCAUCGGAACGCUAGACGUUGUGUUUGGUGAAAUCGAUCGUUGAAUGAAACGAAUAUUUCGAAGGUGAUGCACACCGAGUCAUUAUAUCAGUCGGCAUCAUUUAUACGACUUUAAUUGAAUUGUUCAAUAAAAAACGAUGUUCUCCUUA
Messenger RNA from Toxorhynchites rutilus septentrionalis, 1694 nucleotides. RefSeq names its product NADH-ubiquinone oxidoreductase 49 kDa subunit (gene ND-49). NCBI's taxonomy places the organism in Eukaryota, Metazoa, Arthropoda, Insecta, Diptera, Culicidae. Gene Ontology annotation, biological process: mitochondrial electron transport, NADH to ubiquinone. The coding region runs from base 183 to 1589 and encodes 468 amino acids. Gene Ontology annotation, molecular function: quinone binding; NAD binding; NADH dehydrogenase (ubiquinone) activity. The transcript has a single exon. The record is from RefSeq and is a predicted model, not a curated record.